CCCAAAAGCUUGUGAACAUCAUGCAGAAGGCGGCGUCGAUCGUUGCUCGCGCUCGACAAGCCGUUGCUUGGAACGUACACACGAUCCGGUGGGUGUACUUGUUCAUCGGAGUCAUCUUCAUCCUCGCAUCUGGAUCCCCUGCGUUGGAAGCGUUCACGGCACCUCCGCAGUCGACGCUGAGUCCGCAGCUUCAGCUUUUCGUCACGGACUGCAAGAGUCGCUGCCCACAAAAAGCAGAUCGUUUUUUCAACUGCACUUUGCAAGGAUGCCCCACCCUGUGCAACGCCCUGCAGUCGUCGUACUAUCUCCAAAUCUGGCCCGACUUGCCCGCCGUGUGCGACUUACAGUGCCAGCUUGCGAUGCCUGGUUUGUGUGCAGGCACUACGUCCUGUACUCAGGUGUGCACCGACCAGGCGCGAGUGUUGUUGCAACGCCCCACGUCGGCUUCAUCGUCGUCUGCGCUCCCCCUUAUCGCAUCGAUUCGCGUGCUGACGUCGCUUGGCCCGACCUUCUGGUCCACACUCGUCUUGAUCCCAUUGGCCACCGCCGACAUCCUCGUGUCGAUCAUUUCGCUCGGCCCCCUCCUUCGAGCGACGGACGAAGACAUCUACAACAACUCAUACUCUGUGUUCUCCAAACUCGUAUCGGUGCUCGAGUCACCAGCGCAUUUUCUCACCGCCGCCACCAUGGCGUUCGAAGUCAAAUGUUUGGUGUUUGACGACUCGGACGGCUACGGUCUCCCCAUCACCGUCGCGCUUCAGAUCAUUUUGUUGACUGUGCAGACAGCGAUCCCCGCUGUACUGCUGCGUCUCCGUAAAGGGGGCGAUGAGGGCAAAAAAGCUGAAGUGGCAACUCCGCAGGUUGCAGGCCCAAGUGUUCCCCCCGUGCCUGUAUCGGCGUCACCGCGUCUCUCGAUAUCGUCCACCACUCGACCAGCCACGACACCGUCUGCCAUGGGGCAAUCGAUUUAAUACGACCGCCCCGUUGAAUUACGAUAUAAGACAAACAAAUGAGUGGAUUUAACAAUGACGGGGGACAUCUAUUCGUAUUUUUAAUGCA
This is a messenger RNA of Aphanomyces astaci, 1059 nucleotides long. RefSeq lists its product as hypothetical. The transcript has a single exon. Lineage: Eukaryota; Oomycota; Saprolegniomycetes; Saprolegniales; Verrucalvaceae. The record is from RefSeq and is a predicted model, not a curated record. The coding region runs from base 21 to 971 and encodes 316 amino acids.